Molecule: messenger RNA, 681 nt
Organism: Aspergillus niger
Lineage: Eukaryota; Fungi; Ascomycota; Eurotiomycetes; Eurotiales; Aspergillaceae
Exons: 2
Coding region: 1-681 (226 amino acids)
Source: RefSeq, a predicted model, not a curated record
AUGUCAUCCUCCCACCUCUGGCUCUACGCUUCAUCCCGCCUCCGAGACCCCACCGUCACAGACGGGGUCUUUAGUCAAUGGUACCAAGAGCACCACGUCCCGGACGUGCUAAAGACAGGCUCCGUCCGAAAAGGAGAGUUUUUCCGAGCUAUAGGACCGCAGAAACAGUUCCGCUGGCUUGCGGCAUACGACUGCGACGAUUUGGAUUUCAUGGAGCCGGAGAACUUUGCUCGCAUCCCGAAAACACAUAGCAUGCUGGGCACGACCAAGUCUUGUUUGGAAUUUGCUGAAUUCGAUACGAGGAUCUUCCAGCAACUCUUCGUACUCAAGAACGGCGAGGGGAACGAGACGGGAAACACUGGUUCCGACCGGUAUCUCCUAACAUGUACCUUCCACUGUGAUGACACCGAUUAUGAGGCGCUCGAGAGCCGCUGUAUCGAUGGGGAUAUUUUACAUGCUUUUCCGGGGUCGCGAUGGCUGAAGAUCUCGAGACCGUUCGAGGACGAUGAUACGUAUCUCGGGUUUAUGAUCGUGCAGGCACUCGGGGACGUUGAGCCCAAGGAUUUGAUCUCUUUGGAGGAUAAUUGGCGGUCAUAUUUGGCGGAGACGUUGGGGCUGGAGAGGCAGUUCUUGCAGCCGCAUUUGUGGGAGCUUUUGAGACGGUGUGAGAAUGGUUCUUAG